This is a messenger RNA of Cydia amplana, 1682 nucleotides long. RefSeq lists its product as uncharacterized. The coding region runs from base 294 to 1682 and encodes 462 amino acids. The transcript is spliced from 2 exons. The record is from RefSeq and is a predicted model, not a curated record. Gene Ontology annotation, molecular function: zinc ion binding; nucleic acid binding. NCBI's taxonomy places the organism in Eukaryota, Metazoa, Arthropoda, Insecta, Lepidoptera, Tortricidae.
GUCCUUCGAACCGGAUGGAAGAUACCAGCGACUAAAAUAAUACGGUCAAGAGGAAUUGUGGAAUUACUGGAGAGUUACCUAUCAAUUGGCAUCGGGUGGCACCAUCAUCUCGAACAAAGAAGAGACAAAGGAUCGUCUAAAGUGGUCGAGAUUUAAUUUAUUACAAGACUUUAGUAAAGAAAAGUGGUAAUCCAGUGCUAAUUGUGUGUAUUAAAUUUAAUCCAGCACUCUACAGGUAUUAUUUAAGCGUAAUUUAACUCUGUGACAAGGUUGACUACACUCGCUUCCCAAAAAUGGCUGAAGAAAAAGAGCUAAUUGCCAGGCGGGCCAGCUAUAAAGGCCGACUAACCAUUUUUGAGAAAUAUAUGGAUGAUUUGGACGUUGCUUCACUGACAUCGGCUGAGGUAAAUGAAUUGCAGUUGUGUAUGGGUAAAAUUGAGUCGUUGUAUGGCCGUUAUGAUGAGGUUCAAUUGGUACUUGAGUGCAGUUCGAGCAACUCUGACGCUCAGUUAGCUGAGCGAGCAGACUUUGAAAGUAGGUAUUUUAAAUUACUUUCUAAGGCACAAGACAUAUUGACCAAACACGCCAAACAGCAAGAAUCGAGUUUCAACUCAGCCGCAAGCGACCAAUCAUCGCGUAAAGGAAAUAAUAAGCUUGUUCGGUUACCGACUAUUCAAUUGCCAAAAUACAAUGGUUCCUACCAAAAUUGGUUAGGCUUUCGCGACACCUUUACUAGCCUCAUUCACUCCAACGACGGCAUUGACGACAUAAACAAAUUUCAUUACCUUAGGACUUCCCUGGAGGCAUCCGCAGCAGUCGUCAUACAGUCGGUGGAAUUCUCGUCUGACAACUACGCGUUGGCUUGGAAACUUCUAUGUGAUCGCUUCAACAACAAGCGCCAGUUGCUGCAUAAUCAUGUAUCGGCCUUGUUCAAUAUUGAACCGAUUGCACGAGAAUCUUCUAGCCACAUUAAAAGGGUCAUAGAUCAGGUUAACAAAAACCUUCGUUCUUUGGAAACACUAGGCGAACCCGUUAAAGAAUGGUCAACACUUCUCAUUCACUUAAUUUCACAGAAGUUAGACACAAAAUCAUUUCGUGAGUGGGAAGAGUUCAAAGGCGGUUUAGAUAAAAACAAAACAGUUACUUUCGAGGAGUUCCUAACUUUCUUACAAAACCGUGCUGAUUUACUCGAAACACUCGAAUUAUCAUCAAAUCAGUCACUUCAACACACUAAAAGUGCAACUAAAAUUAAAACUAUGAUAGCCGUGCAAGAUAAAAUAGGUAAUAAUAACAAUAAAACUCAGCCGCCGGCGACUAAGCCGUGCCCGAGAUGUAAGGGCGAUCAUUGCUUAUCAAACUGUGCGCAAUUCCUCGCGUUAAGUAAUACGGCUCGGUUGCAAUCACUACCUAACUAUAAGGUUUGUUUUAACUGUUUUAGAGGUGGUCAUUAUGCCAAUCACUGUAAGAAAACUGGUUGCAAGAUAUGCAAACGCAAACACCAUACGCUAAUUCACAUAUCUGAGGGCAUACCUAGAUCAACAUUAAACAGUGAUAAUAGCACGAGCGUUAUCAGCGGUGUCGACCAGCAGACUGCGCCCGCGCUCCCGUCCCCCGCCGGCGUCGAGUCGGCCCAGGUUGCAUUGUCAGCAAAUGUGUUGCCGAGUAGUUCGUCUUCGUAUUGA